AUGGAGGAAGAAGCCGCUACCAUCCCUGAUCUGCUCGCUCCGCCGGCCGUGGUCUCGCUCAGGGCCGGGACAAUGGAGCGGUCGCUCACCGAGGACAUCCGGGAGGAGAGAGAGGAGCUCCGCGAGGCCGCUGAGCAGACCUUGAACGUUAUCAUGGACCUCAAUAUCGACGGGACUAUCCGCUGGGUCAGCCCUUCUUGGGUCGACGUUAUCGGAACUCAACCUGACUCGGUCGUGGGUACUCCGAUCGCCAAUCUCAUUGUCAGCGACAAUCCAAACAUCUUCUCGGAUGUCGUUGAAAGUAUGGCUCAAGAUGACAGACGGAGCCAGUUCAUCCGCUUUGCUGUCAAGUUGGGCCCGUUGUCCAAGCUGAUGCACCUCGAGAUUCAGCAGGAACCGGGAGAGCCCGCCCGGCCCGUUAUUAUCGACCUGGAAGCCCAAGGCAUCAUGGUCUAUAGCGGGCCAUCAGGCGGGGAAAGCCAUACCAUGUGGAUGAUUCGACAAUGGGUUGCCCCGCGAGAGAUCAAGAUCGACCUGCCUGCCGUCAUUGUCGACUCUCUGGGCUCCGGUGCUCAGGUUCUUGCCAGCUAUCUCACUCAACUUGCGGAGUCCGGUCUGGAUGACCCUGCCGAACACCCACCGCCGCUACCUGUCCUUUGCAGGAUAUGUGAACGACAGAUUUCGCCAUGGUGGUUUGAGAAACACACGGACCUGUGCUUGCAGGAGCAUCGUGCUGAGAUGGAUGUCCAGAUGGCCCAGGAAAGUCUGACGGAGCACCGCCAUGCAAUCGUCAAGGUGCUUGACGCGCUUGAGGCAAGACACAGCAGGUCGCUGGCAGGAGGAGACCAGAUGAACCUACCUCUCGCCGAGUACAAGGGUCUUGCCAUUGGUCCUCCGACCUCGUCCAACUCGUCCCCCGGUAACUCGUCUCCUGUGCCCGGUGCAGUUCCUGGCCGGUCGCGUGAACGGUCCUCGGGAUUUGGGCACGCGCGAGCUCGCUCCUUCGCCGUUCGCAGACCCCAGGCCAGGAUCGUUGAAUUGCUCCUGGAUCUCUGCGAUACGGCCAUCGAAAUUAGCACCCCUGCCAUAAAGGAGACAUCCCAGACACCUGGCGAGUUUCGCACGCAGUCGCCGCAGUCUGAAAGCCGGAUCGCGCAGGUGCUGCAGUGGGAGACGCCAGGCACAAAUACCCUGGAGCAAGAACAAGGACUCGCCCUUCUCUGCGCUGACACCGAGAAGGUUGCCAAGGACAAGGUUGAGGCCAUUUUUCGCUACCGCAGGAUCCUAGAGUACUCUGAACGGAUUCGGAUCGAAUUUGCUUACAUGGUUCAGGACUGCAUAGAUGCUGCCAUGCGCAAGGCCGCCAAGAUUGCCGCCGGCCGCCUCAGUGACUCGGCCGAUGAGCAAGAAGAAGAGGAAGAGGAAGCCGAGCUUAUCCCCACUGUAACUGAAGAAGGCAUCUUCUCCGGGUCUUUCGAGGCCCCCUCUAGCUUGGCAUUGGCGUUGCAGAAUGCUGAUAUCAACGAGGACCCUGACAAGCGUCGGCUACCACUGGCGCUGCACUCUCCAAAGUCAACUAGCCCCAAGGAGUGCCCCACGCCGCGGUCCAACCGUGGACCUGUCAGUAGCCAGAUUGGCGCGAGUCAAUCUCGCCGGGAGUCGAUGGUUUUCGAGAGCGAUGCUGGGGACAGCGACGGCAGUCUAAGAUCCUCUUCGGUGGCAUCUAGAGUGCCGCAGAGGACCGAUUCGCCAAUGUCCGAGUUUGGCGAUCUCCGCCGCCAGGCAAGCUCCAGACAGCACCACCGCAAAAGCUUGAUUCUGCCGGGAGCCGUGUCACCACGAAGACAAGAGUCUCCGUCAAGGACCGGGCAGCCGUCAUCGCCCCUCCGGAUUCAUAAGCCCCGCAGUCUUCCGUUCGCUCCCGACGCCUUGAUGUCCCCGGAACCGUCCCCAAUGCUCCCAAGCAGCGAAUUCACUUCCCCCAGCAUCUCGCACACCUACCACCAUCAUCGAAGGCAGUCAUCCGCCGCGGUCUCUUCAGUUCCUGGGGAGCCGUGGGUCAAACCGCCACCUUCGCCCCGACUAAGCGCCGUUGUUGGAGGCCCCCAGGCCAAGGCCGUUGCUCCUUCCAUCAAGGACUUCGAAAUCAUCAAGCCCAUAAGCAAAGGCGCAUUUGGCAGCGUCUACUUGUCAAAGAAGAAAUCCACCGGCGAGUACUUUGCCAUAAAGGUCUUGAAGAAGGCCGACAUGGUUGCCAAGAACCAGGUCACCAACGUCAAGGCAGAGCGCGCAAUCAUGAUGUGGCAAGGCGAAAGCGACUUCGUUGCAAAGCUGUACUGGACCUUCUCGAGCAAGGACUAUCUGUACCUCGUCAUGGAGUACCUCAACGGAGGCGAUUGCGCCUCUUUGAUCAAGGUACUGGGGGGCCUCCCCGAGGACUGGGUCAAGAAAUACCUCGCAGAGGUUGUCCUUGGGGUCGAGCACUUGCACAGUCGGGGAAUUGUUCACAGAGACCUGAAGCCAGACAACCUGCUGAUCGACCAAAAGGGACACUUGAAGCUGACCGACUUCGGUCUGUCACGGAUGGGGUUGGUUGGACGGCAGAAGCGAGCUUUGACCAGCGGGACUGACGCAGCCCCUGACCUCCUCAAGCAGGGCCCUUUCGCUCGGUCCACGUCAAUAGCGUCGUCUCGAUCCACGUCGCUUGAUCUUCACGGGCGAAGUCACUCCCCGGGAUCAACACCCCUGAUGACGCCGAGCGACUAUGGCACAAGCUUUGGACAGCCGUCGUACUUCAACCUGGGCGCAUUCUCGCAAGAACCGCGGCGCGUCUCGAACCAUCGCAGCGAUAGUGGCGGCAGCGAAGCCUUGACGCAGAUGCUCGGAGCCUUGUCUCUCAAUGAUACUCAUGCAAACUCGCAGGUCAUCUUGUCUCCUGCCGACGGUAGCGAGACCGAGGCUGCUGGGUCCCCGGAGCUCGGCCUGCUUUCCAACACGACGACGCAGAACAGCACCGAGUCCAGCAGGGGGACCCCUCCGCUGCAAGCCAUGCCCCCACCUAACUGGGCUCUGUUUGACCCUGAGGAUACGAACCGUCGAUUUGUCGGCACGCCUGAUUACCUGGCCCCUGAGACCAUCAGAGGUGAACCGCAGGAUGAGACGAGCGAUUGGUGGUCUGUCGGGUGCAUCAUGUACGAGUUCCUCUAUGGCAUUCCUCCGUUCCACGCUAGCGAGGCAGACAAGGUUUUCGAGAACAUCCUGGCUCGCAGAAUUCAUUGGCCAGACGAGAGCGAGGAUGAGGUGUCUCCGGAAGCAAAGGAUCUCAUCAACAAGUUGCUUUGCUCCGACCCUCGGCAGCGGCUGGGAGCCAACCGCGAUGAGAAGUACCAGUCUGGAGGCGACGAAAUCCGUCACCACCCGUGGUUCAGGGAUGUGAACUGGGACACGCUGCUCCAGGAUGAAGCACAGUUUGUCCCGCAACCGGAGAAUCCAGAAGAUACCGAGUACUUUGAUGCUCGCGGUGCCACCCUACAAUCCUUUGCCGAGGAGAUUGAGGAUCAGCACUCGCCGCCUGCAGCCACGCCCGCUACCGACUAUCCUGAUCGCCCGCAUGAUGCACUUUCCCGUGUCCGGGCCCAGGUCAACUCGGUGAAGCGCGGUCUCAUGCCGCUUCACAUUCCCCCGCAUGUCCGCGAUCUGAAGAGCAGGCGCUUGAGCGAGCCCGUCGCGGCUGACGACUUUGGCAACUUCUCCUUCAAGAACCUGCCCGUACUCGAGAAGGCGAAUAAAGAUGUGAUCCAGAAGCUUCGAGCCGAAGCGAUGGCGGCUCAGUGCAAGCCGAUCAGUCCCGGCGGGCUGGGCAACCUCACAUCAUCAGGGCCGUCACUUGAAGGCAGCCCAGUUAUGACGAACCCCGUUCAAAGAUCACGCUCGAACGCAAAGCCGUCCCGUAGGCCGCAGUCCCCGUCCGGCGUCAGCCAGGCCAAUUCGUCGCCCAGCCGCAUCUCACAGCCGUCGUCGCCAUUGUUGGUCUCGUUUGUCGCAGGUACUGGUGCCGAAAGCCGACGGAAGGCAUCGAGCAAUCCGUCCAGCUUAUCCCAGCCGUCGGGGACCUCGUUGCAGCCAGGAAGCUUCUUUGAGGUGCCACGCGUUCCGCCUAGCCUGCAGAAAGCGGCCACCACAAUCGCCACCACCUCGUCGCACAUCAAGGGCCGGGGAGGUGCGCCUGUCCCGAUGCCGCUGUCGCCUCAAAAGGUCAUGCCAAACCAUGUAGUGUCCACGCCUCGGCACAGCAGCAGCUCAUCCGGUGGCCGUUCUCGCUCGGUCACGGUUGGCUCGCAAGAAGGCAGCCCUGCAAUGACGGAUGCGCUGGCAGCACACCACAGAAACCGUCGCAGCCAGGUCUUUGAUAUGUCGCCGUCAUCUUCGGACAACGAGGGGGAUAAAGCGAAUGCAUUGCUCAGAGUCCAGCGACGUCGUCAAAGCGCAAGACGCAUGUCGUACAUCGCAGCAGGAGAUGGCCCCGUCUUCCGGCCUUUGGAUGUGCUCAUUUGUGACGACCAUCCCGUCUCUCGGAUGGUGAUGGAGAAGCUCUUGGAGAAGCUACGGUGCCGUACAAUCUCCGCAGCCACCGGCAGCGAAGCCAUCCGAUACGCCAUGAGCGACAUCAAGUUCGACAUCAUGUUCCUUGAGUUCCGGCUGCCCCAGCUCUCCGGGUCAGACGUUGCGCGCAUGAUCCGCGACACCAAGCACACCAACACGCACACCCCGAUGGUCGCAAUUACCUCGUAUCUGAAGGAAUUGCCGGCCCCUCAGUACUUUGACUCGCUCGUCGAGAAGCCUAUUAGCUCGUCGAAGCUGAUUGAGGUGCUGAGCACGCUUUGCCACUGGAAGGCCCCUUCGCCAAGCCAGACUAACUCUCUGUCUCUGACGCUCCCACAUCCCAUUCCAUCUGGUCUGCGACAAGAGAGUUUGCGGCUGGAGGAUAGCCCCACGUCUGCCUCGUCAGGGUACGCAAUUCGAUCCGGCAGCAGCUUCCGCGAAGAUUCCAUCAGCUCCAGCCUCUAUGGAGACUCUGAAUCAGUGGCGACUGACGACAUUCCGGUCCUCAUCAGCAGGAAGGCGACGGGUGACUGGGACGAAGGUGGCCUCGGCAUUUCAGGCCCCGAAGAAGUUGCCGCGGGCUCCGGCAACCCGCCUUUGUCUCCUCUCCACCCACGCCUCGUCACGCAGCAGUCGGACCCCCCACAGAUGGAGCACUCUCCGGUCCGGACGAAAGGGCCCGCGCCGCAGCGUUCGCUCGAGAAAUUGAAGGCCAAGCGCGAAUCGAUCGAGAAGCGCCGGUACCAAGGCAGUGUCGAUUCGGCCGACGACGAGGACGACGAGCUUGGCCUGAGCGCAUCACCAAACCAAACCGGGAGCGGGAGCGGGAGCAGCAGCGGCAGCGGCAGCGCGAGUGGCAGCAGCCCGGGAUCCCCAUCAGGCCAACAAUACCGCACCAAGCCAAUGCUGCCGUCGUCCAAACUUGGCAUCGAGAUGAUGCGCGUCAACAGCCACGAGAGCUUGGUCGCCGGGUCAGAGGACGCAAGCACAGUGGAACCAGCAACACAGGUAGUCACGCCGAAUCAGGAGGUACAAAUGGAGUUCCCUCAUCUGGAGGGGACAGCAGCUACGGUUUCGGCAACGCCAGCCUAUGAUACUCACGUGUCGAAGGGACAAGGGCAGCAAUCUCAUCCCAUCGUGACGCGCACGCCGCCCGGUCUAGAGGCAGGGGCCUUGGGCAGGCACGGUAUUGGCGCCGACGUCGAUGAGACCCCGCGUCUCACCCCUGUUCUGGGGAGGGAUGAGGUCGGAGACCCGGACCCCACUCCACGACGACCGCCGGUCAGGACGGCGGAUCGGGACGACACUAUGUCGCCAUUUCCUGAGGGGAUAUGA
This is a messenger RNA of Parathielavia appendiculata, 5937 nucleotides long. RefSeq lists its product as uncharacterized. The record is from RefSeq and is a predicted model, not a curated record. Gene Ontology annotation, biological process: peptidyl-serine phosphorylation; phosphorelay signal transduction system. Lineage: Eukaryota; Fungi; Ascomycota; Sordariomycetes; Sordariales; Chaetomiaceae. Gene Ontology annotation, cellular component: cytoplasm; nucleus. The coding region runs from base 1 to 5937 and encodes 1978 amino acids. Gene Ontology annotation, molecular function: ATP binding; protein serine/threonine kinase activity. The transcript is spliced from 2 exons.